UCAACGUUUAGCCAGCGCCAGCAGCCCCUACGAAAAAAAAAGCGCUAAUACGCCAAAAACAACAACAACAAACACGGCCUGAGAGCGAUAACGAGCAGCUGAUUUUUUUUAUUAUCUCGUAUCGCAUCUUCACAACAACAACAACAACAACAGCAACUGCAACUGUGACUCCCGCAGCAGCAGCAGCAGCAGCAACAAAAACAACAAGCAAAGCCAAAGUGAAGUGAACUCUGCUCUCGCGCGACUGCGACUUCGGCUCUCGCAACUCCUCGGCAAGCGCUUCGGCCGCGACUUCGGCUUCGGCUCAGUCACUUCGGCAGCGACUUCGGCGACCUCGGGUCGCAUCGUAAAUUACUUGCAAAGUUAAUUUUAGUCUCGGCUUUUAAUACCGUUUUAGUGCGUUUUCGAGUUGGUCGUGCUUUUUUCCGCUCCGAAAACUGAAAAACUCGAAACAACACAACAAUUUUCCAAGAGACUGCAAAAUCCGCAAAAACCAUAAAAUUCGCGAAAACCGAACCUGAUAAGAAAGUUCCAAACAAAAUACCGGCAUCGGAGGAAGAGUCCCUAAAUAUUAAUGUGACUGUUUCUUGGUGACAUAUCCUGGUUUCCAUUAUAUUUUUUUUUUUUCGGCUCUUCUAAAAUUUUUUGUUUUCCAACGGAAAUGUAAAUCAUUCGCCCCCGCCGUGAAUUUGACCCGCGCUUCCUGCUUUUAUUGAAAACAAAUCAAGAACUGUUUCUCUUCUUUUUUUUUUGCGCUGACAAUUACAUUAAAUUGUCGAAAUAAAAUUUGAAAAACCAACAACAAAUAUCAUAAUUUACGAAAUAAAAAAUACAAAAAAACGCGCUCACACAACACAAACAGAAACGGCAGAAACGCAUUAAAAGACGGAAGUGGAUUUUCGCUAAGCGGCAAAGCGGCGCAUCCUGUUUUGGGCUUUCCCACAAAAAAACGCUCUUACACACAAACAUACAAUCCGGCGGCGCACACAUAUACAAAGUUCGGAUUCGUGUGUGGCUCAGGCUCACGUAUAGGAGCUUUAACGUUAACUCUUUUUCCCUUGGGUUAAUUGAUUAACCAGGCCCAAAAGAAGCCUAAAACAAAAAAAAAAAAAAAAAGAGAUCCCGGGAGAACACAAAAGCCAGCAAGAUGACUGGUUUCACGAACGCCGGUUUCGAAAACGAUGAGCCCGUCAAGCCAAAAGCUGGUUUCGAGCCCGACACCGCCUCGCUGCGAGAGAAAGUUGUGCUGAAUCCGGCCGAGAAAUGGCGCAUCUUAAAGAAUAUCUCGAUCAUCUCAAUAGCCUUUAUGGUGCAAUUUACAGCGUUUCAGGGCACGGCUAACCUGCAAUCCUCCAUCAACUCCAAGGAUGGCCUGGGUACGGUCUCGCUCAGCGCAAUCUAUGCCGCCUUGGUGGUAUCCUGCAUCUUCCUGCCCACGCUGAUUAUCCGCAAGCUGACCGUUAAGUGGACACUGGUCUGCAGCAUGCUCUGCUAUGCCCCCUACAUUGCCUUCCAGCUGUUCCCGCGCUUCUACACUUUGGUGCCAGCCGGCAUACUGGUCGGUAUGGGUGCCGCCCCCAUGUGGGCGUCCAAAGCUACUUACCUGACGCAGGUCGGACAGGUGUAUGCAAAGAUAACCGAACAGGCAGUGGAUGCCAUUAUUGUGCGAUUCUUUGGCUUCUUCUUCCUGGCCUGGCAAUCCGCUGAGCUCUGGGGCAAUCUCAUCUCCAGCUUGGUCCUGUCCAGCGGCGCCCAUGGCGGUGGCAGCAGCAGCUCGAACUCAACCAUUAGCGAGGAGGACUUGCAGUUCUGUGGCGCCAACUUCUGCACCACCGGCAGCGGUGGACACGGCAAUUUGGAGCGUCCCCCAGAGGAUGAGAUCUUUGAGAUUUCCAUGAUUUACCUGUCCUGCAUUGUGGCCGCUGUCUGCAUUAUUGCCUUCUUCCUGGAUCCCCUCAAGCGGUAUGGUGAGAAGCGCAAGGGUUCCAACUCGGCUGCCGAACUCUCGGGCCUGCAGCUCCUUUCCGCCACCUUCCGUCAGAUGAAGAAGCCAAAUCUGCAGCUCCUCAUCCCCAUCACCGUCUUCAUUGGCAUGGAGCAGGCCUUCAUUGGUGCCGAUUUCACCCAGGCCUAUGUGGCCUGUGCCCUGGGCGUGAACAAGAUCGGUUUUGUGAUGAUCUGCUUCGGUGUGGUUAAUGCCCUCUGCUCAAUCUUGUUUGGCUCCGUGAUGAAGUACAUUGGCCGCACACCCAUCAUCGUGCUCGGCGCCGUUGUCCACUUCACCCUGAUCACCGUGGAGCUCUUCUGGCGUCCCAACCCGGACAAUCCCAUCAUUUUCUAUGCCAUGUCCGGUCUGUGGGGUGUCGGUGAUGCCGUGUGGCAGACCCAGAUCAACGGUCUGUAUGGUCUGCUCUUCCGGCGCAACAAGGAGGCUGCCUUCUCCAACUACCGCCUUUGGGAGUCCGCCGGCUUCGUCAUUGCCUAUGCCUAUGCCACCACGCUCUGCACGCAGAUGAAGCUGUACAUCCUCCUGGCGGUCCUGACGCUGGGUUGCAUCGGCUAUGUGAUUGUUGAGAUCCUGUACAGGAAGAAGCAACGCAAGGUGAAGAAGCAGGAGAAGAUCGAGGCGGCCGAGAAGGAGAAGGAGGCCGCUGCUGCCGCGGCAGCUGCUGCAGCUCUGGCCGCCGCCGAAUCAGGGCCCGAUGGCGUUGAGGAGACCGAUGACGAGCUGGACGAUCUCGAGGAAGACAUUGUGGUUACGCGCCUGUAAAUGUUUAAUUCCCUAACUGCACACUCCGCAAACACACACACAAACUUCUACAUUCCAUCAAGUUAUCGAUAGAGAGAGAAAAAAGAGAGAGCAAUGCCAGGAUAAGACCAACUGGAAAAAAAAAGUGGCAAAUGUCAAAUACAAAGAGAGAAGGAAAAGAGAAGAGAGCUAAGAGAAGCCGGGAAUCGCGUUAUCGAUAAAAAAAGAGAAAUACAUUAAUCAAAAAGAAAUGGCGCUGAUCGAGAGAAAAGAAAGCAUACUUUUGUGGUUGUAGUUUUGUAGUAGAACAUUUUCAAUUCCCCCUUCACUACCCUCUCCGCCCACCCGGAAGAACCCCAUUUAGCUCAAAGACCAAGCGAGUUUGGCUUUACUUUAGUUUGUACAUACAGAGAAAGAGAUCGAAAAAAAAAACAAAAACAAAAAACAAAGUGAAGAUAUCGGGAAGAGAUGCAAAGCAAAACCUAUUGUGUGUUAGUCUAGGUGUAAGGACACUCACACAACCAUACAAAAGCCACACCUACGCGAGCACACACACACAUACACAAACGAGACACACACACUGUAGCAGUGUGCGUGCCCACGAUGCCUAAUAAAUUGUUAUUUUAUUUUAAAUCGUACUUUAAACUGUAGUAUAUACACUAAAAGAAAUUGUAAUAAACUUCCGUUUUUUGUACAUUUUUUUUUUGUUAAAAAAUAGAAAAAAAGGAAAAAGAAAGCGUGAUAAACAAACAAACACAAACACACAGACACGAAACACAGUCACAAAAAAGAAGCAAGAUUCGUAUGGAAAUAGUCAAAUUUGUAAAGUUUUUAAAAAUACACAUACUGGCCUUAAUGAAAUAUAUAUAUAUGUGUAUUUAAAAAAUAUAUGUGUAUAUAUAUCGAAAAAGCAGUGCAAAAAUGAAAUGCAAUUACUUAAUAUAACAUAAAUAUUACAAGAAAAAAGAAUAAAAAAAAACAAAAGCAAAACAAAAAAAACAAAUAGAAAAGAGAAGAAGAGAAAGCAAAAAAUCUAGUAGGCAAAAUGUUAUAUACACACAUUUUUUGCUCAGUAUUAUGUUUUAAACUACAUUUAAGCGA
This is a messenger RNA of Drosophila kikkawai, 3850 nucleotides long. RefSeq names its product UNC93-like protein. Gene Ontology annotation, molecular function: potassium channel regulator activity. Gene Ontology annotation, cellular component: striated muscle dense body; plasma membrane. Gene Ontology annotation, biological process: regulation of muscle contraction; regulation of potassium ion transport. NCBI's taxonomy places the organism in Eukaryota, Metazoa, Arthropoda, Insecta, Diptera, Drosophilidae. The record is from RefSeq and is a predicted model, not a curated record.